GCUGCCAAUCUCAACAGAAACCAAGUUUCAAAGCUCCUAAUCCAACACCACAGGGCACAGGUCCACAGCAUAAAAGCUUCAAAGCUCUUCAAUAAUGGCGUCUUCCAGGGCUUGCUUUUCCAGAUUUCCACUACUUCGAUCAUCUUCUCUAUCCUCUCCACUCCUUUUCUCUACUUUCUCUCCCUCUCUCUCUUCUCCAAUUUCAACAUUCCGCAAAUUCAGUCGUCUCUCAGCUUCUCUCUCAACCCAUGACUCAAGUACUCAUCAUUCUGCUGACCAGUUCCCCAUUCCCAAAACCACGAAACCCAUUUGGAAACCCAUUUGUUUGUACUACACUCAAGGGAAAUGCACCUUGAUGAAUGAUCCUGUUCAUCUGGACAAGUUCAGUCACAAUUGCUCUAUACCCCUCGAAGCUAAUAUUUCUACAGCUGAAAAGUUGCGCCCACAGAACAUAGACUACUUGUUGGUGCUUGAUUUGGAAGGAAAAGUUGAGAUACUUGAAUUCCCAGUUAUGAUAAUGGACGCUAAAACACUGAACGUUGUUGAUUUCUUCCACAGGUUUGUUAGGCCUACAAAAAUGAGUGAGCAAAGGAUAAAAGAAUACAUUGAAGGAAAAUAUGGCAAACUAGGUGUUGACCGUGUUUGGCAUGAUACAGCUAUAUCUUUUAAAGAAGUCAUUCAAGAAUUUGAGGCUUGGAUCUCUGGGCAUAACUUGUGGGAAAAGGAGCUUGGUGGACCUCUAACCAGAGCUGCUUUUGUGACUUGUGGCAACUGGGACAUCAAAACGAAAAUUCCUGAGCAGUGUCAAGUAUGUGACAUGCAGGUUCCCUCUUAUUUUAUGGAGUGGAUUAAUUUGAAGGAUAUCUACUUGAACUUCUAUAAUAGCACGGCAAAAGGAAUGAGGACCAUGUUGGAUGAACUUAAAAUUCCUUUAUCGGGAAGACAUCACCUAGGAAUCGAUGAUACAAAGAACAUAACAAGGGUGGUACAACGGAUGCUAGCAGAUGGUGCAUUAAUGCAGAUUACUGCCAGGAGGAGUCCUGCAAGUCCCAGAAGUGUUGAUUUUCUUUUCAAAAAUCGUAUUAGGUGAAUUUCAGUUCAGUUUACAAGCAGCUGCAGUUAAUCCUGUCUUGCAAAGCUUGAAGAUAUGGGAGAUAGCAACUACUGAAUGACACCAGUGGAUUCUUUCAUGAGGAAGUUCUGGAGCUUCUAGAAUAGAGGGAUGCAUGUUGUAUACGGAAUGGAAGAGGAAUGUGUUGUACAUAUAUUGCAUGAAAUUAAACCUUUUUGUCCCAUAUUUGUGCUAAGCCUUUUAUUGGUUCACAAUACCAUUGAUAGGACCUCACUAGUUUUAAAAAUUAGAAAUGUACUUGUAUAAAUUACGGAGUAGGUUAUUUCGACUUUUCGACUUUUACCCCCUAAAAAGUUCGAUUUGUACCCCCUA
Spinacia oleracea (spinach) is the source of this 1444-nucleotide messenger RNA. RefSeq lists its product as uncharacterized. Bases 95 to 1090 code for a protein of 331 amino acids. The transcript has 7 exons. NCBI's taxonomy places the organism in Eukaryota, Viridiplantae, Streptophyta, Magnoliopsida, Caryophyllales, Amaranthaceae. Gene Ontology annotation, molecular function: 3'-5'-RNA exonuclease activity; nucleic acid binding. The record is from RefSeq and is a predicted model, not a curated record.